Prunus persica (peach) is the source of this 746-nucleotide messenger RNA. RefSeq lists its product as uncharacterized. The transcript is spliced from 4 exons. The coding region runs from base 90 to 362 and encodes 90 amino acids. The record is from RefSeq and is a predicted model, not a curated record. NCBI's taxonomy places the organism in Eukaryota, Viridiplantae, Streptophyta, Magnoliopsida, Rosales, Rosaceae.
CCAGACAGAGAGAGCUUGGGCGUGAGUGAGAGGGAGCAAACUGGAGGAACAGCACACCAGAUCAGGAGCAAUUCAGAAGGAAGAGGAGCAUGUCAGCGAUACAGAGAGCGAUCCGGAGGUUCCACGCUACCGUGAAUGCUCCAAGGCUCACCAGAUUGUCUCUCCAUGCGCCUAGAUGUGUAGAGGUGGAGUUUGGAAAUGGUAGUGUGUUCAAUUUGUCAGCUGAAUUCUUAAGAAUACACAGUCCAGCUGUUGAUGCCAAGGUUAGGUCAAUUGCUGGUGAAAAGGUGAUAUCUGGGCGGCGUCACGUUGGAAUUAUGUCUGCAGAACCUGUAGGAAACUAUGGGGAUUGUCUUCGAUGACUUGCAUAACACCGGCAUCUAUUCCUGGGAUUACUUAUAUCAUCUGGGCAGCAACAAAUUCAGCCUCAUGAGAAAUUACAUCAAAACACUCAACAAGUAUGGACUCAAGCGGGAUCCGCCUAGAAGAAAAUGAAUGAUUCAGGCAUUGCUCCGUUUCACUUGACCGUCCGUCAUCUGCAACAGGAGCAUGGCAGGAUAAUAUGUGGCACACAUUGGUUUUCUACUUCAUUUCUUAGACCAAAUGCUUAGGGAGCCAAAUUCAACAUCUUUGCCAUUUGUUGUUUGUUUACACCAUAAGCUAUCUAUUCUUGCGACUGUAAUGUACAUGUAAACCAGUUGGCCGGCUAUACAUCAAUCCUUGUGCUGAUUGAUUUUUUUUCUUUU